CUUUGAAUGCUAUUCAGGUGCAUUGUCAUAUGGAAUGUUAUUAAGGUCCUAAUGAUUAUAAAAGGUCUGUUCAGGAGAUAUAAAAGAUGGAAUCCUGUGCAUCCAACAUCUGGAGCCUUUUGGGGCAUGGGAAUAGGCAUUGGUUGUGGUAUUGGAUGGGGCCCUGGUUUUGGCCCUGAGGUAAUUGGUUAUGUUGGAGCUGGCUGUGGUGUUGGAUUUAAUGUGGGCAUCACUCUGGCUGGUUUUGGCAUUGGUCUGCCUGCAAAUUUCCCCUUCAAAGUUCCUUAUGAUGCAAUUAUGGCUACCAGAAGUGGUGCAUUGGAGUUGGCCCGAUACAGUGGUCUUCUUUCCAAAAAAGAUGUUGCAGGGGAUGGCUGGAAUAACAUUGCACCUCUUGUCUCUAGUCUGCAAAGUGAAGCCUAUAGAAGAUUCUCUAGCUUUAAGCAAAACCAUUUCUCCCACAAAGAGUUUGACUUAUUUGACAGGAAGAGCAUGCCGCCAGUCCUUACUAGGUCUAUUUGGGAAAGUUUAGGAAUGUUUGGUAGUCGCUUCUUCCGCCCUCACAAAGGUUUGAAAGAUGAUUGACGCCUUGCAAAGCCCAAGUCGUGUAGCUUAUACAUUGCAAAAAUUGAGAUUCCUUUUCAGUUCUAGUUUUGGAUUCUUCUUUCUAGAAGUAGUAAAGGGGUGAAAAACUAUGAUUUUUUAUCAUCCCUUAGUUAUUAUUCUCAAGCUCUAGAUGUCCCUGUGACAGGUUGACAGCAUAUACUGUUCACCCCCUUUGGUAGUCCCCCCUAAGUUUUAAAGAAUAUAGGAAAGGAGAUAUAAAAAGUAAGAAAAAAUUUCCUCAUGCUUUUCUGCCCCAUGAGUUGCACGAUAUUAUCAGUCGUGGCCUUGAGAAUAAGACUUCUUCCUCAUGCUUUUCUACCCUUGAGUUGCACGAAAAUGAAAAAUGAUGUUUUUGAUCAAUUCUGAAAGAGUCAAUUAGAAAAUAUGAAAAAUGGAUUUGAGGGUGUGGACUUCUUCAUUCGGAAAGAACAAUUGUGGUUGUACCUUGUGAGUAAUUUGGAACUUCAGUGAGUCAUGGACUACUCGUGAUGUAUUAUAAUCUAAAUUUUAUUUGGUUGAGAGAUACAAUCAUAGUUCGACCUUUUUUUUUUUUUUU
Messenger RNA from Alnus glutinosa, 1162 nucleotides. RefSeq names its product cadmium-induced protein AS8. Bases 7 to 585 code for a protein of 192 amino acids. NCBI's taxonomy places the organism in Eukaryota, Viridiplantae, Streptophyta, Magnoliopsida, Fagales, Betulaceae. The record is from RefSeq and is a predicted model, not a curated record. The transcript is spliced from 5 exons.